This is a messenger RNA of Helicoverpa zea (corn earworm), 4814 nucleotides long. RefSeq lists its product as uncharacterized. Lineage: Eukaryota; Metazoa; Arthropoda; Insecta; Lepidoptera; Noctuidae. The transcript has a single exon. The record is from RefSeq and is a predicted model, not a curated record. The coding region runs from base 277 to 1815 and encodes 512 amino acids.
ACGCCAUUUUCGCGUUGGAUUUGAUUGUGCUCUGUGUCUUCUGUUAAAAUAUUUCAUUUUAUAAACAAAUACAAAUGCGUAUUUUCAUAAAUAGUAUUUAAUCUAAAUGCUUUCAAGUUAUGUUUUGCACUAAACCGAAAUGUGUCGUUAAAAGUUUAGUAUUCGUGGUGUUAUUCUCUGCGCGGGAAAUGUGACUGCGCCCAAUAUCAAUUUGGUUACACAUUAUACAUUACUUGUUAAAUAAGACAACAGUGCAAAAGGUUAUAUUUUACCACAAUGAUUCCAAAUAAAAUACGAGAAAGUCGAAGAAUGAAAGCUUUGAAGCUCCCAAAAAACCUAGAACGCUUAUAUAAAGAAGGAAAAUGCCGUGAGUGUGCAGUUGUUGUUACUCGUAUGGACUUUGCCAAGAUACUUGGUAAAUUUACGAAAGUGAAAAUUCAAUAUGAAAGCAGUACAACACCGAAAUCAAAACCCAACACUGAAAUGACUUCACCAAACUCAAUGUCCCGAUUAAAAAGUAAUGAGAAUGGUAUGGUCCUUAUUCAAAGAAAAACAUUCAAUCAGAAUUCAUUAAAGGAUAGUACAAAAAAGACAAGAGUAAGAGAAUCAUCGCCAAUUGCUACCAAUAUAUUGAAGGAAAACAAUAGGUUAAAAAAACCUGUACUAAAAGACAAAAACUCCAAUUACAGUAAUGAAAAGCAGAAGACUAACAAUAACCUCAAACAUUAUGGCAUUGUAUUCGAGGAUCCUUUGGUUAGUAACAAUUGCAAUAAUGAUUUUAAUAUAAAAAUAAUGUUGUGUGAUUUAUUGGCUGAAAUUGAUGAAAGUAUACUUCCAUCUGAAGACUGGUGUAUUGACUAUUUUCCUAAAAAAGAUGAGCCAAAGGAUGACCAAGUAUAUGAUAGAAUUGCUGCUGAGUUGGAAGAUCUCAUGUACAAUGAAAAACCGGAUACAAAAGUGGAGGAAAAACCAGAAGUUACAGAGGGCAAAGUUGAUGACUUUCCAUCUAUAAUGGAUAUUCUGAAUGAUAACAGUAGUGAAAGCAAGCCUAUUGACCAAAGUAGUACCCUUGAAUUUAAAUCUAAUUUAGAAUCUAGUGAUGUUGAAGCUAUGCUCCUCGGUAAGCCUAAUACAACAUGUGAAACCAUGGUCCCAACACCUAUGGAGGUUGAUAAUACUACCAUGGGUAAUUUGAUUGAAGAUGUCACUCAACUGAAUACUAUUCAAGAUACCUUAAAUAAUGUUGAAGAAUCUGUAGCUGUCAGUGAAGAUAUCUUGCCAAAGUUAGAUGUAUGUGACGAAGUUGAAAACCCCCACAGCCCAUCCAUACUUGAUGAAGCUCUUCAAAAAGGAAUUGAAGAACAUUUACCUGCAAAACCUAUUAUUGAACCGAGUCUAGAAGAAGAAGAGACAAAAGAGAAAGAUGAAAAUGCAUCUGUUACUCAAACAGAGGUAAAGGAAACAGAAAUUAAAGUUAUGGAUGCAGAAAACAAGGUAACAGAAUCUGAAAUAAAGGUAUCGGUAACAAAUAUUGAUACUGAAAAUAGUGACUCUAAUAAUGAUGUCAAGAGCAAAGAAAGGAACUUGUUAGCUUUGAAAGAUGAUAUAACACAUGUUGUAUUUAAAAAGACUAAAGGGGGUGCAUGUUCUAAAUCCGUUACAUGUCCAAAGAAUUUAAAAUAUUGUAUUGAAAUAGAAGAUAAAUCUGUUGAAUUUUUAGGUGCACCUAAAUUUAUUACAAGCUUAGAAGACUUAAAAGUGCUUUUACAGAUUGUAAAUGAGAGUGAAUUAGAUAGUCUAUAUGUAUUGCAUUGAGUUAUUCGACAGAAUACAAAAUAUGUAUAUAAUUAUAUAUAAUACACAAUUAUUCAUAACAAAACCCCUAGAUGAGUUGCUGCCAUCAACAUUUUAAAACUUAGUGCCUAAAUCUUAAUUGGUAUGUGUAGAUUAAAAGACUGUUUGUUGAUACAACUCCAUUGAAAUAUGCUAAGAGCAUUAAUUUCUGAAGAAUUAAUCUAGAAGUUACAUUUUGUUAAAUUGAAUAGCUUGCUUUUGUGGACCUACGUGGUGUACAAAAUUAAUUACAUUAUCACUGCUCCAUUAAAAUUGCAUAGCCAAUACAGGCUUCACCUGUACAGUAAAAAUCCUUCAAAACUAUCCUGUCUGGAAUUUUGACAGAAUAUGGCAAAUUCUCUUUAAAAACAAAAUAAUCAGCAUCAUAACAUUAUGAUAAUGACUGAAAUAUUGAUCAAAAUUACAUAAUAAUAUGUAUUAUCAAUAAUUAUCAUGAAAUAUAAUUGCAAUUUAAUUAUUGAAGUAUUUUAGUACAUUUUUUAAAAUUAAAUAGACAUCAAAUGAUAUCUUUCGUUAUUUAAAAUGGCAUCUACCUAGAACUGUUUCCGCAAUCGGCAUCAUAUUAUUAUAAAUAAUUCAUAAAUAUAGACAAAAAGCAAUGCUCUUGAAGUUUCAGUUUUUCAAAUAAUUGUUUUGAUAAAAUUACCAAAAUUUUCUUUGUAUUUAAGUGAGGCAACAUUCUAAAAAUUUAUGAAAAAUGGAACGUAAUUUUAGUUUCACCUAAUGCAUUCGGAUUUACGAUAAGUAAGUUUUGAUUUCAAAGUUUAUUAAGGCUCAUAAAUAGUUAAUAGUUGGUAUGUAUUACCUAGAUUUACUGUUGCAUUCGAACGCGUAAAAAGUACUUAAAAUAUUACAUUAGGCUAUUCGUCAUCCCAUAAGCCGCUCCAUGAGAAUUAUUUUUGCCUGUCUGCCACGGGGGUUGUUUUUUGGCUAAUUUGUCCCCCUUUUAACCAGGAUUGCCAGUAAAAAAUAUACAAAAACGUUAGUUUUUGGAAAAUGCACUCGGGCAGGUACUUUUUUGAUAGUCAGGAGCCAAUCAGCCAUGAAAAGCUAAAGAUACGACGAAAUCACCCACGCCGGAUAUUUUUUUUGACGGUAAGCUAUACUCACACAAUUUUCGAAACUAGAGAAGAUACAAAAGAUUAUAUUGCAUUCAGCCUAGCAUGGUUUUGCUACAUAAGUUCUCCAUUAUUUUCGUAUAAAGGGAAAACUAAUUUAAAAAGGGUAUUCAAUUCGAGUGGGGUUGAUUAAACAGGUACGUACAGUCUUAUGUACCUAUGACGUCAUUUUCCACGAUUAAAAUAUGUUAUGCUCAUUCGGGAAUAAAAUAAAUCAUAUAAUCCAUGACGAAUGAAAAGUGAGGUCUUCAUUGUACUACAAAAUCAGUACUUCAUGACCCCAAAAGGAUUCUAUAUUAGUUGAAAUAGAAUUAAAAUAAAGUGGGCCAAAACAGAAUAAUGGAAAAUCUAAUUUUGCAUAAUAUAGCUAGCUACCCCAUCAUAUUUCUCCUUGUAAAAACCUGAAAAAAAGAAUAACACUUCGUUCUCUCCAUAUACUGUGUGUUCGUGCCCUAAAAUCCGUCUUGUCUCUGACAGAUAUCUACAUUCUUCAAUCCAAAUGACCUUGUAUUAACUUUUGCUUCAGCCUCAAUUUUAUAUUGAAUGCGCAAGUAACUAUUGUUAAGAUCUUACGAUGAAAUAACUUAAAAAUCCUAAGGGCCACUAUAUGAGUUCUUACGAAACUUACUAACUUCAGAGAUAAUCAAAAAUUUGUGUCUGGCCAGUUUCGACGGAUUUGUGUAGAAUUACACUACUUAAAUUAAAUUAAAAUGUAACCAACAAGCGUUAAAUCGAAGACAUAUGUAAUUCCCACAAACUUCAAUAUAUUUCCCAAAAUAAGUGCAGUAGAGUUAGUGUCUACAAAGUUAUAACUUUAAUUAUAUCACAAAAGGGCAUCGUAUUUUAACAAAAAAAAAAAAAACUUAGAUACAACGCAACCGCAAAUAAGUUAUUUCGCUCGAUUGUCCAGUCUUCCCAGGCUCUCCUUCUGGGCCUAGGCUUUCUCCGAUGUUAAUUUUAAGGGUGAUGAUCAAUUACAUUGCGCAAUUUAAUUGAUCGUCUAGGUUGCCCAUCAUAUUACUACAUCAAUAUAAAUAAACUUCGAUAGUGGGGCUUUUUGACGUCAGUAUUCAUUAUAGUAGGUACGAAACAUUGACGUUACAUGGAAGUUGCGUUGUAUCUCAGUUGUUAUACUUAUUAGUUUGUGAAAGAGAAAAAAUGUGUCAAAUAUGUUUUUCUAAUGUUCAACCGGAACCAAUUUUGCUUACUCUUUAUUUGUAUAUUUUACUGAGUCGGCCCCUCGACUUACAAUAAUAUUGUGCAAUAUUUCAAGAAAAGAUUGCUCAACAAGAUUUUUUGUCGCUAAAAAUCAUUGCGCAAUCUUCAAUGUUAACAAUGUACGGUGUAGGUCUUUAUUGAUUGUGUAGAAUCUGCAGUCACUAAAUGUGCACAAUAAGUAAUAUUGCGCAAUUUUAUUGAUCGUCUAGCUAGGAAACGCCUAUGGAUCGUGUUUUUAUUAUUGAAUAUCUCGGUUCAAUUUUGGUGUCUUGUACCCUAUUCAAAGUAUGUAGGUUAAAAUGGGAGGAAUAUGAAUUCCACACAGUGUGAUCAUCAAUCCUCUUUGGACCUAAUAUUAGUAAGUUGGACCAAGAUUAUUUUGAUACCUUUAGCUUUGUUUUGUACUGUAUUUUAUAGUCAACUGUCGAAUUAUGAAAAAGUGUCUCUAGAUUUAGGUACCUACCAUUCCUAUAUUUGAAAAUUAUAAAAUUGCUUUCCUGAAAAAAUGCUUGAAAUAUAUUGUCGGUUCACAUUACUGUACGACUUAAUUUUAAUUAUAAUUAGUUACUAAUUAAUUAUCUACCUAUAUUUUAAAAUCUUUGGAAUAAAUAUUUUGUUAAGUUA